Messenger RNA from Patiria miniata (bat star), 1276 nucleotides. RefSeq names its product marginal zone B- and B1-cell-specific protein-like. The coding region runs from base 1 to 324 and encodes 107 amino acids. The record is from RefSeq and is a predicted model, not a curated record. The transcript has 3 exons. Gene Ontology annotation, cellular component: extracellular region; endoplasmic reticulum chaperone complex. NCBI's taxonomy places the organism in Eukaryota, Metazoa, Echinodermata, Asteroidea, Valvatida, Asterinidae. Gene Ontology annotation, biological process: regulation of B cell proliferation.
AUGCAAGCCAACCUGAAAACCAUAGUUGGAAUCAAAGAAAUAAAGGGAGUAAAACGAUUGUCAGGACCAGGACUGAGCACAAAGGAUGUCCCUGGAAUCAUGCAAGGAGGUGGCAAAUGGCCUGGCAGAAUGAGAGAAGUGUGCAACCAGUAUGCCGGUGAUUUAGAAGAGGAAAACAUUUAUAACGCCUACAAGGAAAACAAGCUGCAGAAUUUCCUGUGUUACGAGAAAGGACGCCACUGUGCAAAGGUUGCUGGAAGUAAAACAAAGGACAGUAAUAAAAAGAUAAACAAGACCAAGAAAGAAGCCAAGGAAGAACUGUAAUUGAGAACAAGCAUGUGAGACAUAAGAAUUGUAAGCAAAAGUACAGUUUCCCUUGUAAGUUUCCCUUGUAAGUUUAAUGACUUUAAAGUGUCAUGAUGCAAGAAUGGUGGCUGCAAGUCUACGGUUUUAAUUGGUUUUGUUAGUACAGUGCACAAAGGCUUGGUUAGACAGGUUUUACUUGUGUUCUUGUAAACUAUGCAUUAUGAUUGCCAGAGUUUGCAUUCACGUUAGCUUUAGGUGAGGUGUGAAGAUCUUAAUAACCUGAUAUCAAAGGGACCACAGGCUCCACAGCAUCCCUGUAGAGGAUUUGCCUUUUAGAAAGUAUCCGUGGUAAAUGAUCAAAGUGUGUCAGAUCCAUUAGGAGGGAAUUGAAAUGAUGGUUUUUAAAAUGUACGCUUUGUUAAUGAAAGGAAGUGGGUUAGAUUUGAUAUAAAGUGUACUUUCACUCAAACAUAUUUUCCAAAUGUUUAACAAAACUGUCUCUUUGGCAAAAUUUCACAGAGCUGCUGCACGGAAAACAAUGCUAGGCAAAGUUUACUGGCUAAGCAAAAAAGAAGCGGUGAACCAGACACAAUUUUAAGUACAAAAGCAGUUGUAUUUUGGUUGGUUACCUGAUAUUGCUAAUGAAAUGUUGUGCUUUUAUUUUUAUUCAUAAGCAGCACCACGAAAUUGGCCUGUUUGUCCUAUUUUCCAAGGCCUUUGGCCUUGUAAAGUACAUGUAUGUGUGGGAUUCUCUCGUUUUCUGUCCUGCAUGGAGUCUAUGCCCAGACACAUUCUACGGAAUCUGUAAGUGGUUCUGAGGGGCCUACCAGUACUCAUAAGACCUGGAUAGAUAAUCAUGUUUACACGUACAAGCUUGUGCAUGUAAGUGUGCUUGAUCUAUUUUCACUUAGAAUGCCACUAUGGGCCCUGUCACACUUCUGUGUAUCCUAAUUCCUUAUGAGUUGCGCAU